AAUAAGCGUUUCUUGAGAAUAUUACAAUGAUUUCUGAAAGAUCACGCGACGCUGAAGACUGAAGUAGUGCGCUUCACAGGAAUAAACAACUUCUUUUCAAAUAAAAAAUGGUUAUUGCAGCCUCGAUGAACAUUCAAAAGCAAUAAAAAGCGUUUGAACGGCCAGCUGAACUAUUGUAUUUCCAAACGACCUCAUGCGAGGCCUCAAGGUGAAAACAAAUACAACUCCAGGAGCAAACAAUGUGCUCAUUCAGCACUCCACGGACUCUGAGAAAGCGCAGGAGAUCUCGAGAGUAUCGGUGAUUUGCUGAUAGCAUUAAUACGUUUGAAGACAGAAAACCUCUCAGGGUGCGCACGGCUGUCUAAUUGGCAAUUACGGUCAACCGAGACUGGUCUGCGACGCAUCGGGGUUUAAAGAAACACACAUAAAACAGCUGAACGAUCCUCGCUCUUGGCCAGGAAGCGCUUUCUUUUAAGAGGCGAGCGAUUAGGGAUUCUGUUCACCUGCAGACUCUCGUAAUCGAAGGGGGAAAAAAAACGACCGCUGAGAUUCCCACCGCCGCCGUUAGCGGCAGAACUGCAAGCUCAGCCCUCGAGCAAAUCAAAUACUGGAGCAUUAUCACCGUGGGAGAGUCCGGCCCUGAUCAAAUAAGCAGUAACACUGCUACACGCCGGCCUCUUGUUUUGUUUGCGGUGCUUAGAAUGCAAACAGAUUUCGAGUGAAGUAAUCCGAGGGUCCGUGUCUGGCACAGGAGACGUAUCUGGCACUGUGCGCCGUCAGGAAAGGCCCGGCUGCCUUGGAAACAGAGAAGAAGGCGACCCAAAGGAGGAAAGCACUCAAGAAGGGGGCGGGAGGCAGAAGGAAAAAAGGUGGAGUGUUGUAUGGAGAGAGAGAGAGAGAGAGAGAGAGAGGGAACGGAGAGCCAGAGGCAGAGUGAAAACACACUGGAGCCUAGAGAAAGAGCGAGUCCGGCCUCGACUCUGAGACGUUCUUCACACUCCGGCGCUCGCCUCGCUCAUUCACAAAACAGACGCGGGAAGCCGAGAGAGGGAUCAGCACCCGAGGAGACAGCAGGAGGAGGUUAACCGCAAGCGACAGAUGCCACAGACUCCCACAUCCUUGAGAGGAAAGCAGAGGGCUCCUGCCGAAGGGGGUCCCGACAGAUGCGGCGGUCCCUGCGCGGGGCCCUCAGGUGUCUGGGGGUGAAGGUGUGCCGGAGGAGCGCUCUGCUGGUCGUCCUGCUGUGGUUGGCCUCCUGGCUCUUCCUCAACGGCCUGGUGUUCGUGCACAGGAACAUGUUCUCGGACUUCUGCACUGACGACAAGAGCAAAGAGAUCCUGCAGAGGGUGUGUGCCGAGUAUCAGCAGGGAGUUCUGACCGGUGACCUCUGCGAGGACCUCUGCGUGGCCGGCCGUGUGGAAUACAAACGCUGCCUCUAUUACGAGAAUGGCAAGAAGGUCAUGGCCGCCAGCUGGCGUGGGGUGCCUGUGGUGCUCAAGUCGAAGCUGGAGAACUUCUCCUCGUAUGAGGCUUUAGCUCUGCUGGAGUACCAGGAUGCGGCGGGAGGAACGGGAGGAGAGGAGGAGCUCUCGCCUCUGGAUGUCGUCUUCUACGCCACGCUGGAGAUCAAGAACUCUCUGGGCUUGGAGACGGGAACUAACUUGACGUUGCCCCGUUUGUGGGGCCAAAAGCUGAAGGAGAACGAGCGGACGUACUCGCGAGCGGAGCUGGCCUCGCUCUGGGCUCUCCUUCAGCAGGAGGAGUACACCUUCCUCAGGGUCCUGCAGGAUUUAACGCACCACGUGGCCAAGAUCCUGGGCUCCUGCGGUCACUUUUAUGCCGUGGAGUACCUGGCGGCCGGACACGCGUGGGACCAGCACAUAUUCUCUCUGGAGCAGCUGACGCUGAGCCCCUCGCCGGGCCCCUGGAGCGGACAGGAGAAGACGAUAACCGCCAGAGACAUGGUGCCUCGAGUGGCCCUGAGCUUUCUAGAGAUGGUGGAGCAUUUCGAGAAUGACUUUUCCCACAGCUUACACCUCUGCGAUAUCAAACCUGAGAACUUUGCUAUCAGGAAGGACCUGACGGUGGUGGCUAUAGAUGUGGACAUGGCUUUUUUUGAGCCCAAAAUGAGAGACAUACUUGAGCAGAACUGCACCAGUGACAAUGACUGCAACUUCUUCGACUGCGUUUCCAAGUGCGACAAAACUAAAAGCAGAUGUGGACCAAAACGCAAGAACAGCAACCUUCAGGUGAUCUGUGAGAAGAUCUUCAGGCCUUGGUUUUCUCCCACGCUGCUCGGAGCUAAAGCGGGGCUCCCCCUGCAGGUGGAGCUUCAGAGGGCCGUGCAGGAGUGCGCUGAGAUCGACAGCGGCGAGGACGCCAAGCGUACGCGGGCCGUGAGACUACAGCUGCAGGGUCUGAUCGCGGAGCUCAUUCUGGAGGACUCGGGAACCCAGGGAGAAGGCCAGGAACGCGAGACGAGACGCGUCCAUACCGCGCUGAAUUUCUAAACGAAUUCUCGGAAACGGCUACGAAAGGACAAACCCAGUCACGUGCAAUUCUGGAGAACGUCUCAGAUGACGUUAGCAUAGUCGUUUACUGCUAAUAUUGAAAACGUCUGUUACCCUCUGGUGCUGUUCGGUAAUUUUUGAAAGAAAAUAUUUCUGUUUUAUUUACCUCAUUGGAAUGGUACGAAACUUGGUAAAAAGGUUCGCUAUGUGAACACACAGAAAUUAUGGACAAGUUAAAUUAGGUUAAAUUAAAUCUAGUCAAGUGAUGAAUAAUAAUCAUUAAAAAAUAAAAAGUUUUUGUUUACAUUAAUUUAUUAUGUACAUAAUAAUAAAAGCACACAAAUAUAGCUUAUAUUUUGAA
Puntigrus tetrazona (Sumatra barb) is the source of this 2871-nucleotide messenger RNA. It is a transcript of the gene dipk1c, whose product is annotated as divergent protein kinase domain 1C. Bases 1164 to 2510 code for a protein of 448 amino acids. Lineage: Eukaryota; Metazoa; Chordata; Actinopteri; Cypriniformes; Cyprinidae. The transcript has 4 exons. The record is from RefSeq and is a predicted model, not a curated record.